Messenger RNA from Hippocampus comes (tiger tail seahorse), 1433 nucleotides. RefSeq names its product peptidylprolyl isomerase C (gene ppic). Gene Ontology annotation, molecular function: cyclosporin A binding; peptidyl-prolyl cis-trans isomerase activity. Gene Ontology annotation, cellular component: cytoplasm; intracellular membrane-bounded organelle. Bases 97 to 723 code for a protein of 208 amino acids. Gene Ontology annotation, biological process: protein peptidyl-prolyl isomerization; protein folding. The transcript has 6 exons. NCBI's taxonomy places the organism in Eukaryota, Metazoa, Chordata, Actinopteri, Syngnathiformes, Syngnathidae. The record is from RefSeq and is a predicted model, not a curated record.
UUCUGAUGACGUUUCGCCAAUGACUCUAAGAUUCUCCGCCAUCCUCGCAUCUGAGCGCCGCUGCAGAGAUUCCUCCUCCUCGGUGACCGGAACUAAAUGGAGCCUCGCUCGCUGCUGCUCCUGCUGCUUCUGGACGCCUCUUGCCUCCACUCGGUGACGACUUCACGGAGCGGAGUCAGAGGACCCAAAGUCACGGAGAAGGUGUUUUUUGACAUCACAGUGGCGGGUCACGAGGUGGGCCGCAUCGUCAUCGGCCUCUUUGGAGAGGUGGUCCCGCUCACUGUCAAUAAUUUUGUUGCCCUCGCAACUGGAGAGAAAGGCUACGGCUACAAAGGCACAAAGUUCCACCGGGUCAUCAAAGACUUUAUGAUCCAAGGAGGUGAUUUUACUGCUGGAGACGGAACCGGAGGUCACAGCAUCUACGGGGCAACGUUUCCUGAUGAGAAUUUUAAACUGAAGCACAGCUCAGCGGGAUGGGUGAGCAUGGCUAAUGCCGGCGCAGAUACCAAUGGCUCACAGUUCUUCAUCUUGGCCACCAAGGCGCCCUGGUUGGAUGGGAAACACGUGGUUUUUGGAAAAGUCCUGGACGGCAUGUCUGUGGUACACACCGUCGAACUCCAAGACACCAACGACAGAAACCUGCCGUACACCGACUGCGUCGUGGUCAACAGCGGACGGAUCGCCGUCAAACAACCCUUUACCGUCGACGUGGACGGCUGGUAGAUCACCAAGAAUAUUCGUUCUAUUUGGAAGAAUCUUGAAGAAGAAAUGUGAAAAGUUGGCACAUUAUUCGCUUGUUAGCGGCCUAGCAGCAGCAUGACAGCAAUUGUUUUCUUUUCUAAAUCAUGUGAGAUUUAAACCUUGUUCAUGUUUUAUUUAAUGUUCCAUAACAUAGAAUGUAGCAAAACAAAAUGUAAAAUGGAAUAUGAUCUUAGAGUGUCAAUUUUAAACAUAAACUAACUUAUAAAUUGUUCAUUUGUUAGCACAAUGAUACGUUGCUCGCACUGGUUUUACUGUUACUAAGUUAUUUCGUAAAAGGGUAAAUGAUUGUUGAAAAAGUCCCAAAUUUACACUUACAUCUUGUUAGCGAGCUACCAUUCUAGCAAGGGUUUUUGUCAUCAAAAUCAUUUGGUUGACCUUAUAUUAAACACCAAAAAAAAAAUGUUUUUAAAUUUGAAAAUAAUCUUAAAAAGUGCCAAAUUGACACAUUCUUUAUUUGCUAGCGAGCUGGCAUAGUAGCAACACUUUAGUUGUUGACAUUUUAACCUGUUAAUGUACUUUUAACAAAUUUACAUUAAAAAAAAAAAAUCUGAGUAAGGUAGCUCGGAUGGUAGCAGGAGCUGCUCGAAAUAAAUUGGGUAUUUUUAUCUGUAAGUGUUAAUAAUUGUUUUAUUUAUUGCAUUAAGUGCUUUAAACUAAAAUUUGCAAGUGUU